UCCUUUGGAAAAGACAAACACCACCAGCCCAACUUAAGCUGAAAGAGAUACUUGGAACACUGGAAGCAACCGAGCAGUGGAUUUCGAAUGAACUACCAGCUGUGCCCUGUCUGACAUGAGGCAGUGAAGACUUCAUGGUUUUGAAAAGGAGCAAGUAGUGAAUGCUAUUCUAUCACCCCAGGGAUGGUGACACGCAAAGCUGACAAACGGGUGCCAAGUUCCAGUGAGCUAGUGAGAAUGUCUCAACCUGCUACCUUAGCUUCUCUACACGUCAUCUUUCUUAUGCUAUUUCUCUGCUGGGAUGCACUUAUUUCGGCACUGCCCAUUGGUCCUGAUUACUUGCAGCGUGGCUGGCAGAGGCUUCUAGAGGAAGGGGAGAGUUGUGUGGAAUGUAGAUUGGAAGAAUGCCCUGUCCCUCGUGGUUGCCUGGCUGGAGUGGUCCUGGAUGCCUGUGAUUGUUGUUGGGAAUGUGCAAAUCUAGAGGGACAGAUCUGUGACCUGGACCAUACCAACCACUUCUAUGGCAAGUGUGGGGAUCACUUAGAGUGCCGUCUUGAUUCAGAAGACCUGCAACAUGGGGAAGUGCCUGAGCCCCAGUGCAUUUGUCUGUCUAACCAAGCUCUUUGUGGCUCUGACGGCAAAACGUAUACUCAGAUCUGCAAAUUCCAAGAGGUGUUUAAUUCCAACCCUGAGGCUAAUCUCACUGUAGCUCAUGAAGGACCCUGUGAAUCAGAGCCCCGUAUUAUAUCUCCUCCUUAUGAUAUCUGGAACACCACUGGGCAAGAUGUAAUCUUUGGCUGUGAAGUCUUUGCAUUUCCCAUGGCAUCUAUUGAAUGGAGGAAAGAGGGUCUGGAUAUGCUGCUUCCUGGAGAUGACCCCCACAUUUCAGUUCAGUUUAGGGGAGGUCCUCAGAAGUAUGAGGUAACCAGCUGGCUUCAAAUCCAAGCUGUGCGGUUGACUGAUGAAGGAAGGUAUCAUUGCUAUGCAAGGAACAGUGUUGGACAAGUGGCAGCUCCUGCCAGCCUUAUGGUUCUCACUCCUGAUCAACUGAAUUUAACUUCAUUGGCUCUGCCCAAGAGGCCCAACCUGGGAUCAAAUGAUGACUGGGAGAGUGAUGAAUCAUAUGAUUAUUACUGAAAAGGUCAUACUGUAUAUAGAAUAGCACUCAGAAUGCAGGGUCAUUUGUAUUUUUUCCCAUUUGAACAUUUAUUUCAUCAUCAACUGGUGCCCCAGUUCUAGAGAAUAAUAAUUAAUAUGGAAACUCUAAUGCAGUGGUGUCAAACUGCCGGCCCGUGGGCCGCUUUCAUCAUACUGGAGCCGCGCCCACCCCAUUGCCGGCAACGGCAAAAAAGUUCCGAUACGUUGCGCGAUGUCACAUGACGUCGCAAGUUUGACAUGUCUGCUCUAAGGUGAUUUUAAGGAAGCCAAAGGAAAUUUUUCUAUGGAGAACUUUAGUACAGUAUAAGUUAAUUCUGGGUAGACAAAAUCAAUAUACUUAAUUGUAUGACCUAUCUCUGGAUGACAAGUACAUCAAAGCAGGUAGAAGAGAAGAAGUAUUUGUAUUUAACUAAUGCAAAUCAAAUGGACAUUAAAAAGGAUUUUGAUUAGCUUCUGGGAGAGUAUAAUUUCAUUGAUUUGAUGCAUCACAUUCACAAUUGUUCCUUUUCUAAUUGCUCAGAGAUUAGACAACAUUGAUGGAUAUAAUUCAAGUAGCAGAGAUCGUGGAGAAAAAAAGAAGCCUCUUUUUUUUUAAUGGGAAGCCUAAGAGCCAAGCCUAAGAACUAAAAUCUCUAGCAAAAUUUAACUAAUUGUUUGGUACACUCAAGAAUUUAAAGGAGGAAAGAUUAGAUCAGCAGAGAAGGAAACUGCUAAACAAGUUUGGGAACAGCUUUUAAAAUGGAAACCAGAUUUCAAAGUGUGCCAAAAUACAUACUGUAUAUAAACUGGAUGAUAGGUGCAGUAUAUUAUUUGGCGAGGCCUAUGUUGUCACCACUUUGGGUUUCCUCCUUGCAGAAAGAAGAAUGAAUGUUAAUUAAAAAGUGCUGAUCAAAGAGACCACAACCGAAGUACUACAAAAAUAGUAAUACUGGUCAGUGUCUCUAUUGUGAAUUUAACUAUUCUUCAGCUUCACUGCUAACUGGAAUUCAUAGUAUGUGCUACUUUGUUUUUCAAGUUUUUCUUUUUUCCCCCAAAGCCUGGAAGCCUACAUUUACUCACCAUGUAUGAAAAAAAAUUGUCUCAAGGGUUUGUUUCAGAUCUGAAAUCUGGAAAGACAUCCAGAAAAACCUAAAAUGAAAUGAGCAUGAAUGACUCGAUUUCGAUUAGGACCUAAAUAUAUCUGAUCAUGAUAAGCCACACAAAGCUAUAAAUGGUGAAACAGUGAAUGUAGCAUUUGAAUGUUGGAAUUUAAGGUAUGACAGCUGCAUUGAUCUGUUCAGCUACCAAAAUAAAUAGGUGACAUUGAGCUAAUUAUUCUGUCUAACCUAUCUUAUUUUUUGUAUUGCUGGCAGAAUUAAAACAGGCAGGGUGUAUGGGCAACCAAUCACCUUGACUUAAGAUUAUAUAUUACUUGUAUAAUGGCUAAAAUACAUA
Messenger RNA from Protobothrops mucrosquamatus (brown spotted pit viper), 2592 nucleotides. RefSeq names its product Kazal type serine peptidase inhibitor domain 1 (gene KAZALD1). Gene Ontology annotation, cellular component: extracellular region. Gene Ontology annotation, biological process: regulation of signal transduction; regulation of cell growth. Gene Ontology annotation, molecular function: insulin-like growth factor binding. The transcript is spliced from 5 exons. The coding region runs from base 184 to 1137 and encodes 317 amino acids. NCBI's taxonomy places the organism in Eukaryota, Metazoa, Chordata, Lepidosauria, Squamata, Viperidae. The record is from RefSeq and is a predicted model, not a curated record.